AUGCCUGCGCCGAUCCCUCCACGACUUCGUCACAAGCCCGUGCUUCGACUUCACUUAGAUGAGGUCACUCAUCCUGCCGCUCCCAUUGCUUGCUCCUCUCUGGACUCGGGCCUGUUUCUGGCACGCGCCAUUGAGCUUGUGAUUGAUCACCUGUAUAAACCCUAUGGCCUGCACGACAUUCCCAAAGUAAGGUCUGUAACCGUAGUGCUUAGAGCUAUGGGUGGCGUUGCCUACACCAGCGGAUUGCCACUGGACGAUCUUCACAAGGAAAUCCAUCUAUCACUCGAUUACGUGCAGAUUGUGCAUUCAGGGAACUCAUCCCGGAUUCGUCACGAAUUGGCCGGCGUGAUCACUCAUGAAAUGGUACACUGCUACCAGAAUAAUUGCCACGGCACUGCUCCGGGAGGCCUGAUUGAAGGCAUUGCAGACUUUGUCCGGCUAAAGGCCGGCCUCGCCCCACCGCAUUGGAAUCGGGCCCCAGAGAACAGAGGCAAAAAAUGGGAUGAAGGUUAUCAGAAGACUGCAUGGUUUUUGGAAUGGCUGGAAGAACGUCAUGGUCCAGGCAGCAUCAGUCGCAUGAACGAAAGGAUGGGGAAGGGAGAGUAUGUCGAGAAAAGUUUCUGGCCUGACUUGUUCGGCGAAUCUGUGGAACAUCUUUGGAGUAAGUACAAAGAGACUUGGGAGAUGCAGGAUCAAGAAUCCUCUGUCCAGUCGACACGUGAGCCGAGUGCAGCGGGGUCGGAGGCUGAGAUGAUCAAAUUGGACGAACAGGAAAAAGAGGAAGCCAUGAAGGAAGAAAUGAGGGCCAAAGAGUUUUUUGCAUAG
This is a messenger RNA of Capronia epimyces CBS 606.96, 825 nucleotides long. RefSeq lists its product as uncharacterized. NCBI's taxonomy places the organism in Eukaryota, Fungi, Ascomycota, Eurotiomycetes, Chaetothyriales, Herpotrichiellaceae. Bases 1 to 825 code for a protein of 274 amino acids. The transcript has a single exon. The record is from RefSeq and is a predicted model, not a curated record.